AUGGCUUUCGCUUCUUUUCUCGGAAGAGUUCUCUUUGCUUCCAUUUUCAUUCUCUCUGCUUACCAAGAAUAUAACGAAUUUGGAGUGGAUGGAGGACCUGCUGCAAAAGCACUUAAACCAAAGUUUGAUACCUUUGCACAUCGAAUCCAUUCUCAAGUUGGCUUUCAAAUUCCAGAGAUUGAUACGAAACUUUUAAUUACUGGAGCUAUUGCUCUGAAGGGCCUUGGCGGAGUUCUAUUCAUAUUUGGAAGCUCUUUUGGAGCUUUGCUUCUGCUUCUGCAUCAGUUGAUUGCUACUCCAAUUCGAUAUGAUUUUUACAAUUACGACAGCGAGGACAAGGAAUUCACUCAGCUUUUCAUCAAAUUCACACAGAACAUGGCUCUUUUUGGAGCUCUGUUGUUUUUCAUCGGGAUGAAAAACUCCAUUCCUAGAAGGCAACCAAAGAAGGCUCCGAAAACAAAAACUUAUUAG
Messenger RNA from Lathyrus sativus (Indian pea), 471 nucleotides. The record is from the annotation of a GenBank genome assembly. Lineage: Eukaryota; Viridiplantae; Streptophyta; Magnoliopsida; Fabales; Fabaceae.